UUGUAAACAAAAACUGUAUGUGUCACCAAGUAAAUACAUUUUAAAGCUUAUUUUAGUUGAUGGUAGAUUUUUAGACCUUGUCAAAGUACUUUAUCUGAAAAUUUUAGAUUAUGUAGCUGCAUAAAAGAUAGGCCUACUUGAUUGUGUGUGGUUGUUUGAUGUUGUGUACACUGGUAAUGAUAUAGUAAUAGACAUUGCUGAGUAUUUCUAAAUUACAUUUAUUGUCCUGUACUUAAUACAAUAGUUUGAGUUAAAAAAUUAAUAUGUCACUUAUUUAAAUUUUCAUGUAGAGCAUUACAGUUUUAGCAUCAGAUUAUUACAUUAUGCAAUAUGACUCAGCUUUAUGGAAAUUUAAAAACAUUUAUUUACUCAUUAAAUAACAAUACCUUUUCCAUAGAUACCUCUUCGGCAAGUCUGUAAAAAUGGUGUUUUAUGAACUAAUAACCGUUAACUUAUUGUGUAUUCUCCAGUCCAAUAAUGUUGUCUAUGGUGAUACCUACACAUUUGAACCUCCAAAUUUGAAAACUGUAUUGUUUAAAGAAACAGAUUUAAUGACUCGCUGUUGGAGUUUGUACGAGGUAAAUUUAUUGUUGAACAGAAGAGUGAUGCAAGAUCUUGUGCCAAGAAAAAUUCCAAAAGAUCUACCAAUGUUGUUGCGGUAUUUGAAAAAUGUUGAAGAAAUUAUUUUAGAAAUUCCAGCCGGUAUCAACCAGACCCUAGUGAUGUCAGCGAUGGCCGAUGUAAUCGGAGCUUAUCUGCAGGCCAUUGUCAUCCCUAUAGCGAACGAGGCGUACUACGCAGGAAAUGUGGACUAUAGCACAGUAUACGAGUUGCACGGGUUGCUGGACAAGUGGAAAUGGUACUUGAGUACGAACGGAGGAACGUGGUCUCAGGACUGUGAUAUGAGUAAGAUACCCACCAAGGUCGCUAUUCUUGAUCUUGUUCUUAGUGAGCCAGAAGAAGCCUGUCAAGAGUUGUACGUAUCUGGUCCCUCCCUCAGCAACGAGACCGAAACAUCAAUUGGGUCCGAGACAAUAGUUGCAGAAUCUUCGAGAAUUGCCAUUCCUUACAUGGACAACAACUUGGUACCGAAUGCCAUUGCUCUGCCUUUCAGGAAACGAAAUCUAUACAGUUUAAUGGAUCCCAAAGCCGCUUAUAUUUUGGUAAAGUAUUACACUUUGUCAAUGAGAUGUUUAUCUAGUAAUCCUAAUGAUGUUGUGGCGUUCAGCAAUUUCUUCUAUUCAUGGCUUGUCGGCAAGGUGAUACCACGCCUUCAUGACCAAGAUCGAUGGUAUCCGGCAUUUGGGGCCGUUAUGAGAGUGGUAGAAACUAUCAAACAGAAAGGUCUAUCUUCAAACAGCCAGUCUGUUGUAGUUCAGCCAGCGAAUGAAGAACACCAAGAUUCUGCGUUAAAUGCGAAUUUAGAUAUUGGAGGUUCCGGGACUGACCACUCUGGAAAAAUGGGAAAUUAUUUUCAUAUCAUCAACAAUCCAUUUGCUCUUUUGAUAAUUUUUGCGAUCAUGAUGUUCAUAUUUAUACUGUGUUGCUGUUUGUGUUUAUGUUGCUGUUUGAAAUUUCGACGUAAAAGAAAGAAAACCACAGAGUUUUUUGGUGCCGAUGUUGAUGAAAAUGUAUUGAAAAAUGCCAUGAUUUCUUUGUAUUGUGGAUUGAAAGAUUCUUUGUCACGGAGUGGGUCUAAAGUCUCAUCUGAAUCAUCGGGGAACAACGUAAGAGACAAGGAGCCUUUAAAGCAGGAACAGGACAGGCCAGAACUUGCGUCAUACCCACACAACACACCGUACACGAAUGCAGCUGAUACUUCAGACAUGUCCUUGACUUUGACAUCAGACUCUGAAGAUGAGUACAGCUCAACCUCCAAGGAGACUGAUCGUUUGAAAUAAAUUCUGUUUUCUCAACAUUGUA
Molecule: messenger RNA, 1923 nt
Organism: Homalodisca vitripennis (glassy-winged sharpshooter)
Lineage: Eukaryota; Metazoa; Arthropoda; Insecta; Hemiptera; Cicadellidae
Exons: 1
Coding region: 423-1901 (492 amino acids)
Source: RefSeq, a predicted model, not a curated record